GAAUAAUAAAAUGAAUGAAUGAAUGAAACCUACUGGCUGUAGAUGAGCAGUUAGGCGCUGGGUGGCACUGUAUAAACGCUGUUAAAUCUCCUGUGCUUAGCCGAAGAAGUUGCUAAAAAACAUGGCGGCUAAUCAGAAAGAUGCUAAACGCGACAAGCCUCCUAAAAUGGAGUCUCAGCCACUAAUUCUGGUCAAAACUACCGCAGAGGAGCAGCGACUCAAACUGGAGAAGUUAAUGCGCAACCCGGACAAACCAGCAAACGUACCGGAACGCCCGAAAGAAUGGACUCCACGUUCUGCUCCAGAGUUUGUACGGGAUGUCAUGGGAUCCAGUGCUGGCGCAGGCAGCGGCGAGUUUCAUGUCUACAGACACUUAAGGCGGCGAGAGUAUCAGAGACAAGACUUUCUGGACAAAAUAACAGAAAAGCAAAAGCUGGAUGAAGAUUAUCAAGAGAAAUUAAAGGAAAACCAGAAGGCAGCUGAGGAUAGGACUGCCAAACGGAGAAAGAAGAGGGAAAAGCUGAAACAGAAGAAGCUGAUGGCCAAAAAAGCAAAGCAGGAGGACAAAAAAGAAACAGAUUCAGGUAAGGAAGAGUCCUCAGCCAGCGAGAAGGAAUCAGAGGAGGAAGAAUCGCGAGAGGACGAUGCAGAAGAGCCCAGCUUUGUCAUGGGAAAGAGGUGAUUCUCGGAAGGGAAUUGUGGUGUCAGCACUGGGAAAGCACCGGGACGCGUGCUGGCCAAGAAUCCCAGUCAACAAACCAGAAAAAAUACAAAUGACUUUAAAAUGACCCUGUCUGAUCUUGUGAAGAAUGAGGAUUGGUAACGAUUGCUGUAUUGUGUAAGUUCAUUAUGUGGAGCCUGUACGUUUUAAACUGUACAAAGUAUGUUUUUAAUAAAGUGGCACAAAAGAAUGAAA
Trichomycterus rosablanca is the source of this 916-nucleotide messenger RNA. RefSeq names its product PRKR interacting protein 1 (gene prkrip1). The record is from RefSeq and is a predicted model, not a curated record. Gene Ontology annotation, molecular function: protein kinase inhibitor activity; double-stranded RNA binding; protein kinase binding. The transcript is spliced from 6 exons. NCBI's taxonomy places the organism in Eukaryota, Metazoa, Chordata, Actinopteri, Siluriformes, Trichomycteridae. The coding region runs from base 122 to 682 and encodes 186 amino acids. Gene Ontology annotation, biological process: negative regulation of protein kinase activity. Gene Ontology annotation, cellular component: nucleolus.